Messenger RNA from Trichobilharzia szidati, 2164 nucleotides. The record is from the annotation of a GenBank genome assembly. NCBI's taxonomy places the organism in Eukaryota, Metazoa, Platyhelminthes, Trematoda, Strigeidida, Schistosomatidae.
ACCUCACCUUCCUAGUGCAUUUAUGCAGUUAUAUGAUGUAAUCAACCAAAUAAAGCCUAAAUUGGAUAAAGAGGCUCUAACAUCAGUAACGUCGACUUCUACUCCGCAAACAACAUUGGGCAACAACUUUUUAAUGCAAACACCGUUAGUGAAUAACAUCAACAAUGAAAGCUGCAGUAAUGCGGUAUCACUCUUAACUUCCUCUCCUAUCCCAUCAUCAUCAUCAUCAACAUCGGGGAUGUAUCCACCACAGUCGCAAGAUCUUCCAGGCAUUCGUCAACCUUAUGAUAACCCUAUUAAUCUCUUAUCUUUUAAUCAAAGAAUAACUUCAGUGACUGAAAUGAAUAAAAAUCAAUUCAAUUUAAGUUUACAACAAAUUCCAAAAUUCAAUGGUAUCAAUAAUUUCCACCCGAAAGUAAUUAAUAACAAUAGCGAUAACAGUAACAACAGUGAAAAUAAAAGUAAUAAUCUAGAUCCAGUGACUAUGAUGAAUGGAAACGCAUCGACUACACAACCAUCAUGCUUUUCAUCAUCAAUUAAUAAUUCAAUGUUCAAUGGGAACAAUUCAAAUUUGGCGGGUUUUUCUUUACCGGAAAAUACAAAUUGUAAUCUAUCAAUGUUUUAUAAUACUACUACAAUAACAAAUGUUAAUGAUAAUAACAGUAAUAACUUUAAUGGUUUUCAUGAUAAUGAUACAAAUAAACAAUCUUCAGAUGUGAAUCAUUCUAAAAUUGGCGCGUUUAAUUUAAAUCCUAGCGCUACUGAACUAGUUAAACAACACUUUACAUCACUAUCAAAGCUGACAUCAGGUUCGCUAAAUUUAAACAUGAAUAUUGAUGAUGGUAAUAAUAAUAAUAAUAGUAAUAGAACGGCUGCUGUGACCACUACUCCUCCAGGUAGUACUUCCGACACUACAGAUACUACUAACGUUAGUAAUAGUAGUAGUAUAAUCAAUUCAAAUGAAAUUGACAACCAAAUGAAAGAUACUGUCAACUCAUUGAAAUCGUUAACGCCUAUUUCUAAUCAAAAUAAUUUAAUGUCAACAGAAUUAACUGGACAGUACCAGUUGAAUCGUCAUCAUCCACAGACGUAUUAUUAUCCACUGAGUCAACAUAAACAACAACAAACAUGCCGUUUAUUGAAGAGGAAAGAUUACAAUAAUAUAGAACAAAAAUAUAAAAAUAUUAAAUUGACAUAUUCAGAUAAUUAUGAAAAUAAUAAUAGUAAUAAUAAUGGUGAGGCAGAUGAGGCGGAUGAUGAAGAACUUGAAGAAGGAGAUUUUGAUAUUUCCCAACGGUCAAAGUUCAUACAACAUGAACAUCAGCAGGUUCACAUAAAAUCGCAUCGAUCAACCAAAUCAAAUCCUGAUCUAUUAAAUGAUAAAUCCGCUUCACAUAUAAAACGACCAAUGAAUGCUUUUAUGAUAUGGGCAAGAGAUGAAAGACGAAAAAUUCUCAAGGCAUGCCCUGAUAUGCACAACAGUAGUAUAUCAAAAUUUCUUGGUGCUAAAUGGAAAUCUAUGACUUCUGAAGCUAAACAACCGUAUUAUGAAGAACAAGCUCGACUGAGUCGUCAACAUAUGGAAGAACAUCCUGCCUAUCGAUAUAGACCACGUCCAAAACGUACAUGUAUAGUAGACGGUCGAAAGCUGCGCAUAUCUGAAUAUAAAGAGCUAAUGCGUUCCCGUGGUGAUUCAUCAAGGAGACAAUGGAUUGGUUCAACAGAUGAACAGGCACAAAAAAUUGUUGAAGAUAUUUUAGAUAACACAUUUUCAUCCAUACCACACUUGAGUCCAUCAUUAAGCCCAUUAACUGGAUAUGAUGGCGACUCAGUAUCUUCCAAUAAAGAUGAAAAUUCAACUUAUAACAUCAAUAGUAAUAAUAAUAAUAAUGAUAAUACGUCAAACAUUUAUGCAGAAAAACCUUUAGAUAAUAAAAUAUCGCAAGAUAAUCACGAUGAACAUCAGCCCGACGAAGAGAUGGAGGAAGUCGACACAGAUGAAAGUACAGCUGUGAAAAUUACUCAAAAGAUUGAGAAAUCAGAUGUCAGUAAUUCUCCUACAAUUUCAGAUGAACAACAUCUACACGCAGAAGAUGAAGGCGAGAAGAAGAUGGAGGAGAAGGAUAUAAUGUCAUCGAAGGAGGAAUCCAAUCAGGACAAUUAG